Symbiodinium sp. CCMP2456 is the source of this 183-nucleotide messenger RNA. The record is from the annotation of a GenBank genome assembly. Lineage: Eukaryota; Dinophyceae; Suessiales; Symbiodiniaceae.
GAAGCUCUGGUCCAGUACGGCAAGUACGACGUGCAGGCCAUCAUCACCCAGGCCAUGCAGGGGACCGUUUUUGUGGAUGUGACCAACGGCAACGGUGCCAUGCCUGCCUUCGGCGAGAAGCUUGGACCCGAUGACAUCGAGGACGUGGCCAACUACGUCUACAACAAGGCUGACAAGUGGUGA